AUGAUACACAUUAGGUCCUUCAAUAAUGAAUCAAACCCAAGUAAUACAAUUGAACACAAUAAAUAUCUACACAAUCAACAUCAUCUGUUAAUUGGGUCCAAGCAACAGGAACCAGGCUAUGUUAAAAUUCCAGUCACUGUAUUUUAUGUUUUACUUUUUCUCUUCGGUGUAUUUGCAAAUGGUUUGAGCAUUUUGACUUUAUUGAAGAAUGGACGGAUGAAAGGCAGUGCCAUUCGCUUUUACCUCCUCAGUCUGGCACUGGCUGAUCUGCUGCUCCUGUUGACUAUACCUGUGACUGUGUACCGGUACUAUUGGCAGUACUAUCCCUGGCUGCUCAGUAACCCUGUCUGCAAACUUUACUUUAUGAUCCGACAGAUCUACUGUGCUGCAACUAGCUGGACUAUUAUUGCCUUUACAGCUGAGCGUUACAUCGCCAUUUGCCAUCCAAUGUGGUCAAUCACUAGUCUACGACAAUCUCGAAUGGCUUAUCUAUUGGCAGCGAUCUGGGUUUUGUCAGUUAUCUCAGCUGUACCAUUUGCCAUUGUUUAUGGGCAAUCAGCUGCCUGUAUUCUGGACUAUACUGCCACUUCCCAGGAUAAAGCUGUUUUCUAUUCCACUGUGUGCGAGAUGUCUGAGCAAGAGCCAUUUACAAUCUACAAGACCAUGGUUCAGCUGAGAAGUAUCCUAUGCUUCUUCGUUCCACUUACUGUGAUUAUCAUUUUUCAUCUGUUAAUAUUUCGACAUUUGAGUGUAAAUAGUCGGCAGCGGGAAGAGAUGGGAUUAACCUAUCCAUGGAGAGGUCAAUGUUCAAACUCCUUCACUACUUCUGGAAAUUUGCCUGGAACAGAAAGAAAGGCCCUUCAACUCAUGGGAGCUGUCAUCAUUGCCUUUUUCGUUUGUAACUUUCCUGAUACUGCUGCCACCCUGAUGCACAUUUACACAGAAAACUGGACUGCAAGUGUCCACACUAUCUACACCUGGCUGAAGUCAUACUUGUCGCUGCCAUUAUGGUAUGUGAACAGCGCUCUCGACCCAAUCCUCUUCUGCAUUUCCUCUUCUUCAUUCCGGAGUGCUGGGAAGCAAAGCCUUGCACCCUUAAUCCCCCAGUUUGGUCAGUCAUUGAAUGGCCACACGCUGCAUGAUUCAUGCAUUAGUUUUUCCCAGAAUUGGGCCAGGAAUCGACUGACUGUUCCCCCACUCACAUACAAAUCCACAUGGACUCUAAGUUCCUGCAGUGAAGAGCUUCCUGAUUCAUUUGCUAUGCAGCAGAGAAGGGGUCUUGAACUGUUGUCUUUGAGGGGUUUUUCAGAACAAAGGCAUCAACAGAUCUCUUCCCCUCAGAGUCUCAGACUAGCAGAGCCUCUCUCUGAGUGUCUGGGAUCAGCAGAUCCCCUCCAGCAGGUCAGUAGACCCUCUUCCUCAGGAGUUUCAGACCAGCAAAACCUAGACUUAUCAGAAGGCUAA
Hemiscyllium ocellatum (epaulette shark) is the source of this 1464-nucleotide messenger RNA. RefSeq names its product neurotensin receptor type 1-like. The transcript has 2 exons. The record is from RefSeq and is a predicted model, not a curated record. Gene Ontology annotation, biological process: G protein-coupled receptor signaling pathway. Gene Ontology annotation, cellular component: plasma membrane. Lineage: Eukaryota; Metazoa; Chordata; Chondrichthyes; Orectolobiformes; Hemiscylliidae. Gene Ontology annotation, molecular function: G protein-coupled receptor activity. The coding region runs from base 1 to 1464 and encodes 487 amino acids.